AUGUUCUCUGCCUGGAAGAGACCCAUGUUCCUGUUCUUUCAUGAGGACUCGGAGCCCAGCAUGGCCCCCUGCAGCGCCGAGAUGCUCAACAUCACCUCGAAAGUCCUCGAGCCUACUCUUAACAUGACCCUUCCCCAGAACCGAGACUGCCCCUGGGAAGAGUGGCAGGACUGGCUCAACACCAUCCAAGCCCCCUUCCUCUGGGUCAUCUUCAUACUGGCCACACUCGAGAACGUCUUUGUCCUCAGUGUCUUCUGCCUGCACAAGAGCAGCUGCACGGUGGCGGAGGUCUACCUGGGCAACCUGGCGCUGGCAGACCUGGUCCUGGCCUCCGGGCUGCCCUUCUGGGCCGUCACCGUGGCCAACAACUUCGACUGGCUCUUUGGGGAGGUCCUUUGCCGCGUGGUAAACACUGUGACCUACAUGAAUUUGUACAGCAGCAUCUAUUUCCUGAUGCUGGUGAGCAUUGACCGCUACCUGGCCCUGGUAAAAACCAUGUCCAUGGGCCGUAUGCGUGGGGUGCACUGGGCUAAACUCUACAGCCUAGUGAUCUGGGGGUGCGCCCUUCUCCUGAGCUCACCCAUGCUGGCGUUCCGGACCAUGAAGGAGUAUGGAGAGGAGGGACACAACGUCACUGCCUGCUUCAUCAUCUACCCGUCCAUCGCCUGGGAGGUGUUCACCAACGUCCUCCUGAACUUCGCGGGCUUCGUGCUGCCCCUGGUCAUCAUCAGCUUCUGCACGGUGCGGAUCAUGCAGGUGCUACGCAACAACGAGAUGCAGAAGUUCAAGGAGAUCCAGACAGAGAGGAAGGCCACAGUGCUGGUCCUGGCCGUGCUUCUGCUAUUUGUCAUCUGCUGGCUGCCCUUCCAGAUCAGCACCUUCCUGGACACCCUGCUCCGCCUGGGCUUCUUCUCCAGCUGCUGGGAUGAGCACAUCAUUGACGUCUUCACGCAGAUCAGCUCCUACGUGGCCUUCAUCAACAGCUGCCUCAACCCGCUGGUGUACGUGAUCGUGGGCAAGCGCUUCCAGAAGAAGUCACGGGAGGUGUACCAGCGAGUGUGCCAGAAAGUAGGCUGUGGGCCGGAGCCCGUCCAGACAGAGAAUUCGAUGGGCACGCUUCGAACCUCUGUCUCGGUGGAACGCCAGUUACAAUUGCCCGAGUGGGUGGUGAGCAGCCAGUGGGCAAUGCCACCCAGGCUGCUGCUAAUUUCUCUGAGGACUGAUGGACAGUUGCUCCUUAGCAUGGCCCCACAGAAGGUUGGAAGGCAUUUCCAACGUGUGAGCUUGGGCAAGGAGUAGUGUCUCCAUCAAAAGCUAGGAGAGUAAUCCCUGUCAUGUCCAAGCUGCAGUGAGCACGGCUGUGAGGAUGGGGCAACCUAUGCCCAGCCGAGGGCUGCACACACACUACAGUGUUAUUGCUGUUGUCAGCUGCCAGCCGGGAGCUCCUUCCAUGAGUGGAGGGGUGGGGGCGGGGAGAGGAGCCAGUGAGCUUCCCUCCACUGUCCCGCCUGCCCCAGCUCGUCAGCUCACGUCUCCAGGACAAUUGCCCCCACGUCUGGUGCAGUGGCUGAGGGCACACUCCAGG
Messenger RNA from Loxodonta africana (African savanna elephant), 1585 nucleotides. RefSeq names its product bradykinin receptor B2 (gene BDKRB2). The record is from RefSeq and is a predicted model, not a curated record. Gene Ontology annotation, cellular component: external side of plasma membrane; membrane. Gene Ontology annotation, biological process: vasoconstriction; calcium-mediated signaling; G protein-coupled receptor signaling pathway. Gene Ontology annotation, molecular function: C-C chemokine receptor activity; C-C chemokine binding; bradykinin receptor activity. Lineage: Eukaryota; Metazoa; Chordata; Mammalia; Proboscidea; Elephantidae.